Molecule: messenger RNA, 1059 nt
Organism: Manihot esculenta (cassava)
Lineage: Eukaryota; Viridiplantae; Streptophyta; Magnoliopsida; Malpighiales; Euphorbiaceae
Product: LOB domain-containing protein 1
Exons: 2
Coding region: 78-728 (216 amino acids)
Source: RefSeq, a predicted model, not a curated record
ACCACCGCCACCGCCACCUCUUCCUCUUCUCUUUUCAUUCUCCUUCAUCUUCUUCUUCUCUCUCUCUCGAUCUCCAAAUGGGGAACCUUGACAAAGCAGUUGCAGGCAUAACUCCGAUUGCUGUUCCUUCUCCAUUCUCUUAUUCUCCUCCUUCUUCUUCUCCUUCCCUAUCUUCCCAUUCUUCUCUUGGUCUUCCUUCUCCUUCUCAGUCUUCCCCAACUGCUCCUCCUCCUCCUCCUCCCUCUGUUGUUCUCAGCCCUUGUGCUGCCUGCAAAAUCCUUCGCCGGCGAUGUGUCGAGAAAUGUGUUCUAGCUCCUUAUUUUCCUCCCACUGAACCUUACAAGUUCACCAUUGCUCAUAGAGUCUUUGGAGCCAGUAACAUCAUCAAGUUCUUGCAGGAACUCCCAGAAUCUCAGAGAGCAGAUGCAGUAAGCAGCAUGGUUUAUGAAGCAAAUGCAAGGAUUAGAGACCCAGUUUAUGGAUGUGCAGGUGCAAUUUGCCAACUUCAAAAGCAAGUAAAUGAGCUUCAAGCUCAACUAGCCAAGGCACAAGCUGAAGUAGUAAACAUGCAAUGCCAACAAGCCAAUUUGGUUGCUCUGAUUUGCAUGGAAAUGACUCAAUCUCAUCAUUAUCAAGAACCCAUUUUCCAGCAGCAACAAUACAUUGACACAAGCUGUUUCUUAGAUGACACCAAUUUGGCCACACCAUGGGAGCCUCUAUGGACAUGAAAAUUAAUCCUAAAUUAUUAUAAUACUUCAAAAAGGGUCAUUUAAAAUAGAAAAAAAAAAUCAAUAAAGUCUAUUUAACUAGUGUAAGAUUGACCAGUGGAAGCUUUGAAAAAGAAACUGAUGAUGCUAAUGGGGUGGCUCUCUCUCUCUCUCUCUUAUUGAUUAAUUUUUCUAAGGCAUGGAAAUGAAAGACAUGUCUAGCAAUUGAUUGAAAAAAGGUGGCAGAAAAAGAAAGGAGCUAGAGCUAGAGCUAGAUCUAAAUAUAGAGAGAGGGAGUGAUUUGUCCACUAAUUAUUCUUGGAUCAAUGAAAUUUUAUAUAUUGGUGACCUA